Messenger RNA from Medicago truncatula (barrel medic), 1831 nucleotides. Its product is annotated as F-box/kelch-repeat protein At3g06240. The coding region runs from base 465 to 1592 and encodes 375 amino acids. The record is from RefSeq and is a predicted model, not a curated record. Lineage: Eukaryota; Viridiplantae; Streptophyta; Magnoliopsida; Fabales; Fabaceae. Gene Ontology annotation, molecular function: protein binding. The transcript is spliced from 2 exons.
AUUACAAAAUCCUUUUCUUCAUUCAGCACCAUCAUUCCUCCAUCAUCUUCUUCUUCAGUUCGAUUUCAACUCAAUUCCCCCUUUCUCCACACUACCCACUUUUUCUCUCCCCUCUACAACUACCUCAUCAACACCGACUCCACCACUCCUAUCUCCUUUUUCAUCAAUAACCAAAACUCACUUUCCAGUUUACUCUCAAUCUACCACACUACUAGGGUUUUCACCAAAUCAACCAAUUAAAAGGACCCAUUUGGUUCGUUUACACUUUCACGCCUUUAAUUCCUCAAAUCUCAAUCUGGGUCGUGCUAAAUUUCAAAUCUUUAUUAAUGGGAAAGAGUAUUCAACAAUGAACUUGUGAAGAGUACCAAAGAAGGAUCAUCACUUUAUAUAUCACCAUCACACAAAUUAAAUUAGUAAUCCAAGACGAAGAGAAACAAAACAUCGAUUGCAGAGGAGGAAGACAGAUGGAGAAGAAGACCGGCCUGUAUCUGCCUCAUGAAUUGAUAAUACAAAUCAUGUUGAGGUUACCGGUGAAGUCUCUCAUACGUUUCAAAUGCGUUUGUAAGUCAUUGUUAGCUCUUAUCUCUGAUCAUAACUUUGCAAAAUCGCAUUUUGAACUUUCCACUGCAACACACACUAAUAGAAUUGUGUUCAUGUCAACUCUAGCUCUUGAAACUCGAUCCAUUGAUUUUGAAGCGUCGCUUAACGAUGAUUCUGCUUCUACUUCACUGAACCUUAAUUUUAUGCCUCCAGAAUCUUAUUCUAGUCUUGAAAUUAAAAGUUCAUGUAGAGGAUUUAUAGUUUUGACUUGUUCUUCAAACAUCUACCUAUGGAAUCCAUCAACUGGACAUCACAAACAAAUACCUUUUCCUGCUUCCAAUUUAGAUGCCAAAUAUUCAUGUUGUCUGUAUGGUUUUGGGUAUGACCAUUUAAGAGAUGAUUACUUGGUGGUAUCAGUGUCCUAUAAUACAAGUAUAGACCCAGUAGACGAUAAUAUUUCUUCACAUUUGAAGUUUUUCUCAUUGAGAGCUAAUACAUGGAACGAAAUUGAGUGUCCUGGAUUUGUAAAGUAUAAUCACUUCCCUUAUUAUAUGAAUGCAAAUGAUGAUCCCAAAGUAGGGAUGCUCUUUAAUGGGACUAUUCAUUGGUUCUCUUUUCGCCAUGAUUUAUCAAUGGAUGUUAUUGUUGGCUUUGAUUUAGUGGAAAGGAAACUUUUGGAGAUGCAUUUUCCAGAUGGUUUUGACUAUGAACCUAUAGAUUGUGAUUUGUGGAUAUUUGGAGAAUUUCUAAGUCUAUGGGCUAUGGAGGAUGGAACAGUUGAAAUAUGGGUUAUGAAAGAAUACAAAGUGCAUUCGUCUUGGGUUAAAACUCUUGUCCUAUCUAUUGAUGACAUUUCCAUUGAGUAUUAUCCCCCAAUAUGCUCUACAAAAAGUGGUGGUAUUAUUGGAACAAAUGGUGGUGGUGAAUUGGUAAAGUAUGAUGGCAAUGGUCAGUUGCUAGAGAAUCGCUCAUACUUUAACGAUCCAUGUGCCCUAGUGGUUAUGUACACAGAGUCUCUGCUUUCACUCCCUGGUGACAGUGGGCAAUUUUAAGAUGACACAGAGAAGAAGAAUGAGGUUGUGAAGCAUUCUUCUUCAACUUCUUGAUAUUUAUAAUUAUAUUAUAUUAUAAACUCUUGGGUGGCUGCAUUUGUUGGGUAAUAUGUGUUUGAUUUUGUUUGUAAUAUGAUCCAGUAUGCAACACAAGCUAAUGUAAUAUGUUUAUUGGUCAAAUAUUUGUAAUGUUCAUUGAAAAUCUUGACAAUUUAGAUUGUGUGAUUCACAGUUAAUUA